This is a messenger RNA of Triticum urartu, 1386 nucleotides long. Its product is annotated as peroxidase 5-like. NCBI's taxonomy places the organism in Eukaryota, Viridiplantae, Streptophyta, Magnoliopsida, Poales, Poaceae. Gene Ontology annotation, molecular function: heme binding; peroxidase activity. Gene Ontology annotation, biological process: hydrogen peroxide catabolic process; response to oxidative stress. The record is from RefSeq and is a predicted model, not a curated record.
CUGCUGCUGGUACACUCACCGGGAAGUACGAUCCCCGAUACCAGAGCUGAGCUAGCGCGGGCAUCGAGCUAGCUUAGCUUAGCUUAGCUCAGCCAGCACCAGUGGACUCGUGUAGUAGAUAAUACCCAGUGUAGAGGUACGUGCAGGGGAGAUGGCCAGCGGUACUGGUAUUGGUACUGGCAAUGGCGGAUCUGUGCUGGCGGUGGUUGCCGCGUGCGUGUGCGCGUGCCUGAUCCUCUCCGUCCCUGCCGCCGACGCGCAGCUCAAGGUCGGGUACUACGACUCCACGUGCCCGGAGGCCGAGAACCUGACCGCCACCAUCGUCCACGCCUCCGUCCGCAUGGACGCCGGCAACGGCCCCGGCCUCGUCCGCCUCUUCUUCCACGACUGCUUCGUCAGGGGCUGCGACGCGUCGGUGCUGCUGGACGACCCCACGGGCAGCCCGGGCAACCGGACGGUGGAGAAGACGGCGGCGCCCAACUUCCCCAGCCUCCGCGGCUUCGGCGUCAUCGACCGCAUCAAGCGCGUCGUGGAGCGCCGCUGCCCGGGCGUCGUCUCCUGCGCCGACAUCGUCGCCUUCGCCGCGCGCGACGCCUCCCGCAUCAUGGGCGGCAUAGUCUUCGCCAUGCCCUCCGGCCGCCUCGACGGCCGCGUCUCCAACGCCACCGAGGCGCUCGCCAACCUGCCCCCCGCCAACUUCAACCUCACCCAGCUCAUCACCCGCUUCGCGUCCAAGAACCUCACCGCCGACGAGAUGGUCACGCUCUCCGGGGCCCACUCCAUCGGCCGCUCACACUGCUCCUCCUUCUCCAGCCGCCUCUACCCGCAGAUCGACCCCACGCUCAACAACACGCUCGCCAAGGCCCUCCGCGCCGGCAAGUGCCCGGCGGCGACGGGGCGGCUGGACCGCGUCGUGCAGCUGGACGCCAAGACGCCGCUCCAGCUCGACAACCAGUACUACAAGAACAUCGGCACCCACGAGGUGCUCUUCAACUCCGACCAGGCGCUGCUAGACCAGAGCGACACGGCGGCGCUCGUCGGCCAGUACGCCGCCAACCGGAAGCUGUGGUCGCAGAAGUUCGCGGACGCCAUGGUGAAGAUGGGCUACGCCGACGUGCUCACCGGGCCGCCCGGGGAGAUCAGGAAGGUCUGCAGCAGCGUGAACUAGCUAGUACUCCGGCCAAACUUGCCAAAUUCAGACAUCUGCACAUGUGUACUCCGGCCACUGUACAUGACAUGAUCGCCACAUACAUUUCACCUAGGUCACCUCCGACGCGCCACUUGCAUUGCAUCGAUCAUUCAUGGCUGUAACCUGUGACAUAGUACUACAAGGGUAGAUCAGGUGUCACAAUCUUGCAAAUUCCAUUGAUUCGUUUUGUGAGGCUA